Messenger RNA from Sceloporus undulatus (fence lizard), 1387 nucleotides. Its product is annotated as killer cell lectin-like receptor subfamily F member 1. Lineage: Eukaryota; Metazoa; Chordata; Lepidosauria; Squamata; Phrynosomatidae. The transcript is spliced from 6 exons. Bases 275 to 1003 code for a protein of 242 amino acids. The record is from RefSeq and is a predicted model, not a curated record.
CAUCCCUCCCAACAUGAUUGUAUCUUUGGGGCUGCAUGAUCUUCCCUCACCACCAUUUUUGGAAACAAAACACUGUUGGAAGCAUUCAUUCUUCAAGAGCAGUGCAGAGGUGUUGACGGGUGAUCAGGUCAGAGAGGCUUCGCUUCCUGUGUGGUUUGCUUCUUUUUCUCUGAGAAGGGGUCAGCCGGUGCGCCUUCUCAGACGGCAUUGAGCUUCAAGAUCUCUCUUCCUGGCCAUCUCAUAUACACAACUUCUAACAGGACACUCUUCGCAAAUGGAGGAUGAAGAGGGCUACAUGGCACUUAAUGUCUGCACGAGGAAAGUACAACAGCUUUACCAAGGUUCUCAGGAAUCAGAAACCCAACUGAGCCAUCAUCGCUGGUGUCAGAUCAUUGUUGGAGCCGGAGGUGUUGUGUUUCUUCUCCUAGCAGGAGCUGCCAUAGCUCUGCGAAUUUAUGCUUUUCAGACAACUCAAUAUGCAGAUGCUUCUGUGUCUCAAGAACUGAGCAAUGGCACAGAAAAUAAGACCAGCCUGGAGAAUGUUAUCUCUCACUUGAAACAGUUUUUGUGUAAGCCACUUCAUAGCAGCUUGGCAGAGAGCUUUAAGUGUAAAAUUUGUCCUCAAAAUUGGUUCCGUCAUGAGAACAAAUGCUACUGGGUCUCUAAAGAACAAGGAACCUGGAAGAAGAGUCAGGAAGACUGCAGGACAAAAGACUCCCAAAUGCUGGUGGUACAGAAACAGGAAGAAGUGGCUUUUAUUCAGACUGUUAUUGGAGAAACACAGUUGUUGUGGAUUGGACUGACGCUCACAUUCCCUGAAAGAAAGUGGAGCUGGGUGGAUGGCUCUCCCUUAGAUGAAAAACAAUUGCAACAACUGGGUCCAGUGGAAGCAAACAGCUGUGGGAUGCUGAAUGGACACAAAAUUAUUACUGAAGCCUGCAGUACUGUGACCACAUGGGUUUGUGAGACAGAAGCUUUCGAUAUAAGUGGUAACUGGGGCUGAACCUCAGUUUUACAUUGGGCAUUUAAUACAAAAUAUAAUUGGCUUAGUGGAAAUAAAUAGGAUUAGUGUUUUCUUCUCUCAGUUAACUUUGCUUGUUAAAUUUGUAGUUUGGUCACUGCUGGAAGCAUUAGUUUUCAGUGGACCACCAGAUUCUCCCAUGAUGCCUCAUUCUGAACAGUUCCACAACUUAACAUGGAGUUGUCAACUCUUUUGCACCAACAACACAUCAAAUGCCUUUAGAGCUAUCUGAGUUUGUGGCCUUUGCAGUUUAUGGAUAUGAAUUCCACAAUUUACCUCCGAGAGUAAACACACAUACCCUUCUCUUUAUUAAAAAAGUUUAUUUAUUAUAACCCUAAUAUACAUAUAGGCACACCAUACAUAACC